Messenger RNA from Nelumbo nucifera (sacred lotus), 1375 nucleotides. Its product is annotated as autophagy-like protein. The record is from RefSeq and is a predicted model, not a curated record. Lineage: Eukaryota; Viridiplantae; Streptophyta; Magnoliopsida; Proteales; Nelumbonaceae.
GUUUUAUUUGCCCCUUUUCACCAUCUGUCCUGCGACCAGGUGUGCUUAAUGCAGAACCUUUACCGCCAUUAGUAACUGCUAAAACAUAAGAUCUGUCAGACCUCCAGCUAAAGUCUUGUGAAGCACGUCUCCGAUUUUCCUUCUUCAGCAAAGCUUUUGAAUUUCCAAAAGCUUGCUCUCCCUUUUUUGUGAAAGUGUCUAAUCCUUGCAGAUCUACCAAUCCCCUUCUGCUACAUAAUGCUUCUUCCUCGACCUCCCCAUCUUCCUCCCUUCGAGCUUCCCUCCACAUUCCAGCUUCAAUGGAGGAAGCCAACCAGACCUCCAUGAAGGCUCCUUCCACUCUCAAGUUUACCUUCCUGGGAAUUUCCUCCGGCUUUACUCCAUUUAAUAAUAUAGCUGCAGAUCUGAGGUCUCCCCAAAAGGCACCGGAUAGUCUUGCUUCGCACAAUACUGCAAUAGCUUUUGCAACUCCAACCUUCCAAAGAUGGAAAGGGUAUCAUGUAUGCACAACUAUUGGGAAAGCUUCAAGUGUUAAUGUUAAUCUCAUUGAUAGAGAAGAUCCCCAAAAGGGUGUUAAUGUUAGGAUGUCAAGUAGUGGCUCUAAGGGUAACUGUUCAUUGACAGUAUCCGUUUUCUGUGAUUCAAAUGGAGUUGAAGGACCAUACUCAUUGGAGAAAUCAGGGACAUGUGACUAUGCCACAAUUCUAAAACAUCCUGCUGGUUGUGCCAAGAUUAUAUCUGUUCACCGAAGGGGGUGGGGCUGGCUAGGUACUAUAAUAACAAUAAUUUUAUGCCUUCUAGGAGGGUAUUUGCUGGUCGGUGCAGUUUAUCGAUUUUUCUUCCUGGGUAUUCGUGGAAUAGAAGUCAUUCCGAACUUGGAGUUUUGGCUUAGUUUACCACAAAGAACAAAGAGUUUGCUUGGAUCAUUAGUAAGGAAAUUUAGAGGACCUAGUCGAGGUUAUCGAAGUUCCUAUUCUCCAGUCAACUUCUGAGCAAGGAUUUUUUUUCAUGAAAAAAAUCACUGGUGAAGUUCAUAUUGAUUUCAUAAGAUGAACAUCCUGCACAAAGCGGGAAAGGAGACGAUUAGAGGACCACAUUUUCUUAAGGUCUGUCUAUCAGCACGCUUGCUCUUUCAGAAAACAGUUGGGAAAUUCUUUAAAGGUUUCUGUUAUUUGUCAAAAAGGAAAAAAAAAAAAAAAGAAAAAUCCUUAGAAUGUUAGCUAUAUCAUUCUUUUCUUUCUUUCUUCCUUUGAUGGGUGUCAGCACAAUGUGCAUUUCUAUAUGAACGGUAUCCAAUUGACUGUAGUAUCUUGUAAAAGCUUAAACGGAAUGAUAAAUUUUGAUCUUCACUGGGUAACAUUCGUUCUUUACCAGA